CUCCCCUCCCCUUCCCUCCCCUCCCCUCCGCCUCCCCGCCGCCGCCAUGAUAGUGUUUGUCAGGUUCAACUCCAGCCACGGCUUCCCGGUAGAGGUUGGUUCCAAUGCCAGUAUCCUCCAGCUGAAGGAGGUGGUUGCUCAGCGACAGGGAGUUCCAGCUGACCAGCUGCGGGUGAUUUUUGCAGGGAAGGAGCUCAGCAAUGACUUGACACUGCAGAACUGUGACCUGGCCCAGCAGAGUAUUGUUCAUAUUGUUCAGAGUCCACAGAAGAACAGUCAGAGCAAAGAUGAGACAGAAGAUAACUGUGCUGGAGGUGUCCUAAAAACCUGGGAAAGAGAACCUGAAAGUCUAACUCGCGUAGAUCUCAGUACCAGCAUCCUACCAUCAUUCUCUGCAGGACUGGCUGUUAUUCUGGAUACUACAAAACCCAGGAUUUCUCUUCCCUCUGGAAAAUCAGGUGCAUCUGGUUACAACAGUUUUUAUGUUUUUUGCAAAAAAAAUUGCCAAGCUGUGAAACCUGGGAAACUGAGGGUCCGCUGCAGUAUAUGUAAACAAGGAACACUGACGUUGGCAAGGGGUCCAUCUUGCUGGGACGAUGUGCUGAUUCCCAACAGAAUAAGAGGUGUCUGCCAGUCCCAAAGGUGCAAUGGAAACAUAGCGGAGUUUUACUUUAAAUGUGGAGCACAUCCAACCACUGACAGUGAAACAUCUGUGGCUUUGAACCUCGUUACAACAAACAGUCGCUGUAUCACAUGUAUAACAUGCACAGAUAUUAGGAGUCCUGUGCUUGUGUUCCAGUGUGUGCAUCGCCACGUCAUUUGCCUAGACUGUUUCCAUUUGUAUUGUGUGACCAUGCUGAAUGACCGUCAGUUCAUCCAUGACCCAGAGCUUGGCUAUUCCCUCCCUUGUGUGGCUGGCUGCCCGGACUCCUUGAUUAAAGAGCUUCAUCACUUUAGGAUUCUGGGAGAAGAACAGUACAACCGCUACCAGCGCUAUGGGGCUGAGGAAUGUGUGCUGCAGAUGGGAGGAGUGCUGUGUCCAACUCCUGGCUGUGGAGCAGGCUUACUUCCUGAACCAGGAGUAAGGAAAAUUGUAUGUGAACCGGGCAACGGAAUAGGCUGUGGGUUUGUGUUCUGCUGCGAGUGUAAAGAAGAAUACCAUGAAGGGGAAUGCAGCUCUCUCCUCAGCACGCAGGGAGCCAUGGCCCAGAAGGGGUAUGUAGUUGAUGAACAUGCAGCCAUGCAAGCUCGAUGGGAAGAGGCAUCUAGAGAAACAAUCAAGAAGACAACCAAGCCAUGCCCCAGCUGCAAUAUUCCAGUAGAAAAAAAUGGUGGCUGCAUGCACAUGAAAUGUCCUCGCCCCCAGUGCAGAUUUGAGUGGUGCUGGAACUGUGGCCUGGAGUGGAACAGAACCUGCAUGGGAGAUCACUGGUUUGACUAGCGGUGCUGAGGCCAGCCCACGUUGCUGCUAAAGCUUGUUUUCAUCAGGGCCAAAUUCUGAACUCCUUGAUUAAACAAAAUUCCCAGUGAUUUCAGAGACACAGAGUUCAGAAGUUGGCACAGUUUGUUGUUUGGGUUUUGCUUUCUUGCAUGUGCAAUCAUACCAAAAUCACAUUGAAGUUAUACCAAGGGUUUUAAAUCCACCAAGUAAAACGUAACUGUUAAUUUGGGUUUUUUUUAAUGGACAGACUUGCUCAUCGUGGUACAAAGAAGGUUAAACUACACCUUUCUGAACUUGUGCAGUUUGUCAGUGUGGAGAGCAGAGCUAGAUGAGGAACUUUGCUUGACAUUUAUAGUCAGAAAUCUGUAACACUUGCGAGAGAGAGCAGCCUAUGUUUGUGUGCAUGAGUGCAUGAGCAUCAAGGGGGGUGGAGGAUGUGCACUGCAUCAGCUGUUUUUUCUUUGACCACUCCUUUGCUCAUUCAGCACAAUUUUUGAUUUUGGGGCAGUAUUUCUUAACAGCUUUCUUGGCAGAGGAAAGACUGUGUCUCUUCAGUGUUUUCUCAGGGUUCCUUCCUAAUAGGCUUUCUGUAGGGGUCUUGCUUUCAAACCAAAUUCUCAUAGAAACAUCCAGCUUUAUACCAUAUUUGUGCUGGUGUAUUUGUAACAUACAACAUGAAACCUGCCUGUGUACUCAUUAUAGACUUUGUUACUGUUGGCAGAUUAGCUAAGGAUGCAGUUUCAGCUCUAACCAUGACUGUUGUUGCAGUGCUGACUGGGUCCGAUUAAGUGUUGUGCAAGCUAGGCUCACAGGGCUUCAGUUUUCUUGUGCUUACAGCAAUACUUUGGACAUGGCAAAGGGAGGCAGGAGACUUCUCAGGGGUUUUCUCUAUCAUCAUUCUUUUAAACUGAAUUAGAAUAUGGGUAUAUUUCUGAAAAUACAUUCAGAGCUCAAACAAUGUGGGGCAGAGGGACAACUUUCAUUGCACAAUGUUAACACAGUAAGUAAAGCUUACUAGUAUUUCCAAGCCUUAGCAAUCUUACUGUUUGAUGUGCAUUGCUGUUCUAUUCUGAAAUGAAAUAAAUACUGUCCACAUCCAAUAUGCCAUGUUAAGGAUUUGCACAAUUCAGUUUUGGAAAAAAAUGCACAAUAAAUAAAGUGAUCAGAAUUUUAAACUUUAUUUCUCUUCUCAUUUGAGUACAAAGUGAGUACAAAGAUAUUGGGUGGGCCACGCAUUUCCUUGACUGAUUCAGUCUCCCCGCUGAGAGGCUAGCCCUUUGAUUAAAACAUACUACUAGCACAAAAUAAAUGCCAGGGCCAUGGAUUUCUUUUCUCGAGUUUGAAUUACUAUUUUGUAUGGCAUGACUGUAAAGUCCUGAAAAUAUGGGUGUGCCUUGUAUCGGUCAGUGCAGAGCAAGAAGCUUGAGGUAUAAAGAAAUCCCCGGCUCAAUACAAAAAUGUCUGGUUGCUAAAAUCAGCAGUGUAGUCCUCUGUCUCUGCUAGAAGUAACAUUAAAAGUCUAAGGAAACAAAAGAGAUGAAGGCAUGAGGUACCCAAAAUGAGAAAGUGAACUGGUAGAAUUAAGAAAAUGAGAGCGAAAGGAAGUGGCAACAAGAGGACAAUGGCCAUUUCUUAAACGCCAUUUUCCUUUUUGGCACUGGUGAGCUACGUGCAGAAGUAGCUACAUUAAAGUGUAGGGGUGCAAUACAACACUGCAGUGUAGCUCAUUCAAGUUCGUUAUCUUAAUGGGGACAUUGUACUGUGAAUUCUGAUUAUUUCAUGAUUUAAUUUCCUAUACCUGGGUCUAUUUUAUAAUUUAUAUGGCUUGUUGCAACAGGGUAGGGAAAAGUCACUAUGUUUAAUUUAUACUUUGAUAGUGUGUUACAUGGGAGCUCAUCACUACAUUUCACAUCCACAAACAUUUGGAAUAAAAGAAGUCUGAAUCUCU
This is a messenger RNA of Falco peregrinus (peregrine falcon), 3389 nucleotides long. RefSeq names its product parkin RBR E3 ubiquitin protein ligase (gene PRKN). The transcript is spliced from 12 exons. Bases 47 to 1441 code for a protein of 464 amino acids. Lineage: Eukaryota; Metazoa; Chordata; Aves; Falconiformes; Falconidae. Gene Ontology annotation, cellular component: mitochondrion; ubiquitin ligase complex; endoplasmic reticulum. The record is from RefSeq and is a predicted model, not a curated record. Gene Ontology annotation, molecular function: ubiquitin protein ligase activity; ubiquitin conjugating enzyme binding; zinc ion binding. Gene Ontology annotation, biological process: regulation of apoptotic process; negative regulation of protein phosphorylation; positive regulation of proteasomal ubiquitin-dependent protein catabolic process.